Molecule: messenger RNA, 300 nt
Organism: Penicillium subrubescens
Lineage: Eukaryota; Fungi; Ascomycota; Eurotiomycetes; Eurotiales; Aspergillaceae
Exons: 2
Coding region: 1-300 (99 amino acids)
Source: RefSeq, a predicted model, not a curated record
AUGGCCCGUUCACAACCUCCCCGUGUUGACGGUGACUUUGUUGCCGAUACUUAUGAGUCGCAGCUCUACCAGGGCCGUUUCAACUUCGAUGGCCCCUUUGUCAUCGCCCACGUACAGCACGAGAACAACGGCUCGCCUACUUCUGGCGUCAACACUACUGCAGAUGUUGAGGCUGAGCUUCGAGCUUUCUUCCCGGCCAUCACGGAUGAUAUGGUCGCCGAGAUCAUGGAGGUUUUCCCCGAGUCUGACUACACUAGCCCUGGCUACCGCUUCGCGGACAUGGCUAAAGUAAAAGGAUAG